UAAGUCUUGGUUUGUGAGUGGAUAACGGCAUGUGUCAGUCUCACCAGCUGCUCCAAGUUUAUCCCACACGGCGCAGCUGGGCUGAUAUGGACGUGAGCUGAAAACAGACUGGACGUGACUCCAGGGAGGAGGAGCGGUGGGGCCAUGGCUGCCGGGGCUACGGUGGGGGAGAGCCAGCUCCAGAGGAUUAUCCGAGAUCUACAUGAGGCUGUUGGGGAGAUUGCUAAAGAGUACAAGGAAAACGGGGAGCCCAUCACAGAUGACAGCACCAGCCUGCACAAAUUCUCCUACAAACUGGAAUACCUGCUGCAGUUUGACCAAAAGGAGAAGACAACAUUUCUUGGAACAAAGAAAGAUUACUGGGAUUACUUCACCGAUUGCCUGGCUAAAAUUAAAGGUGCCAACGAUGGCAUUCGUUUUGUCAAAUCCAUUCCCGAGCUGAAGACGUCGCUAGGGAAGGGCCGGGCUUUCAUUCGUUACUCUCUCGUGCACCAACGAUUGGCCGACACGCUGCAGCAGUGCCUCAUGAACCAGAGAGUCACCAGUGACUGGUACUACGUAAGAAGCCCGUUCUUGAAGCCUCACCUCAGUGUCGAUAUCAUCAAUCACUUGUACGAACUCAACGACAUUCACUUUGAUGUCGCUUCCAGAGGCUAUGAUCUUGAUGCCUCCUGGCCCACUUUUGCAAGGAGGACACUGGGAGGUGCAAGCUCACCUGGACACACGUGGAAACCACCCAGUCGCAGUUCCAGUAUUAACAGUCUGGCCAGCAGUUACUCCCAGCAAGCAUCCGAGUUGCUCUCCAGCCCCGACUACGGUCACGGUCUGCUCAAUGACCUGAACGACUCGCUGCCCCCCUACAGCAAAGACGUUAGCACCGUCGAAGACCUUCGUCUGGAGCUGGACCGCUCCGAUCUGAGGCAGCAGGAGCUCCUGGAUAAAAUCAAGCAGCUGAGCGCGGAGGCCGAGGAGCUCAGAGGGGUUGUGGUGGAGCUCCAGAAGCAGCUGGAUAUAUCGCUCACCGCGCAAGAGGAGCAACGGGGUUUGCAGGGAGAGCUCAGGGGUCUGCAAGGGAGAGAGGAGAACCUUUCCAAAGAGCUGGAAAAGCUCAAGACUGGAGAAAAAACCAUGGAGGCCGAACAGCGACUCCUCCAGGAAAAGUUGGCGGCUACUGAGGCGAAGAACAUUGAGCUACUGGCGAAGUUGGACGGAAUUCUGAAUGAGAAGGGCCAGCAGGCAGCCAGUUACUUUGAUUCGGCACAAAAGAUACACGAACUGUUGGAUGGCUUGAAGGAGGCAGAGAAGGGGAAGAUGGAGGCAGUUACUGAGGCGGAGGAGAAGAGGAGACAGGCGGAAAGGGCGGAGGAGGAGCUGAGGGCGAAGGAGGCUGCGGCAAAGGAUGCCGAAACAAAGCUCAAAGCGAGACUUACGUCGGCCUCUGAGGAGAAAGGCCGACUGCAGACCAGAGUAGAGGAACAGUGCCACGCCCUUGAACAGCUUCAGGGCGCCUUGACACUGAGGGAAAAGGAGACCAGCAACUUACAGAGGCAGCUGCAGGACCUCCAAAACUCUCUGGAGGAGAAGGAUAAAGAGGCGGAGGAGGUGAAAAGGAGGGCACAAGAGGACCAAGUAGAGUUACAUAAAAACGUGGGUAGGCACAGGGAGACUUUAGAAGGAGAAAUCGUUUCUCUAAAAGAGCAAUGUGAGAUGAAGGAAACGGAGCUGUCCUACGGUUAUGAAAAGCUACAAGUUCUCGAAGACCGCAACCGAAGCCUGAGCGCCGAAAGGGACAAUCUGACCUCAAAGCUCAACACGCUAGAGAGUUGCGUUCAAGAGAAGGAGGCAAAGAUAGAAGACUACAAGACGCAGUGUUCCAAUCUAAUGGAAUUAAACGAGAAACUGCUGAACUCAGCAAAGAGAAACGAAGAGCUUAAGAAGGAGUUAGGAGAGAACCGGGCAGUUCUCGAAGGUGAAUUAGCAUCUCUUAGGGCUUCUGAAAAACAACUCAAGAAACAGCUGGAUGACGCCAAGAUGACCGUGGGCGAAAAAGAAAAGGGUUUGCGUGACGAAAACCUCAAACUGGAGGAGAGUCUGCAGCGCGCAACCAUGGCCGCCAAACUCUCGGAUGUUACGUCCCAGCAGCUUGAGAAGGAGAACCAGAGUCUGAGAGAGGAGCAGGACUCUGUGAAGGAAUCUCUCUUUCGCAUGCAGGGCGACUUGAAGAGCGUUCACGGGCAGAUCGGCGAGCUGGAGAAGAGCUUAGGAGACUCGCGCAAGCGCGAAGUCAGCCUUCAAGAGCAAGUGCGAGCCAUGGAGGCGCAGCUCGAGAGUAAAGACAAGCAACUUCUUGAGGUCCAGUCCAGGGUGGCGACUCUGGAGGCCACAGAGAAGGAGCUGCAGUUGGCAAAGGUGAAAGCGGAAGCAGCUUGUGCGAAACAGACGGAAAUGAUUGAAGCGGUUACGUGUGAGAAGCAGGCGAUGGAGAAGUGUCAGCUGGAGAGAAGCGCCGUCCGGGCUAAAGAGAACCAGGAAGUGGCCGUCAAGUUGACCGUGAUGGAGGGCCAAUUGGAGGUGAACAUAAAAGAAGUGUCCAGACUUCAGGCGGACAUCCUAGACCUCAAGGUAAACUUACAGAGAUCGGAAGAGGAGAAGCUCAAGUCCCAAGCGCAGCUGGAGGUGACCGAGGCCCAAAGAAAUGAGCUCCGGACUCUGACCGAGCAGCUUAAAGUCCAGACUGAGGCCCUGAACCAGAAGCACGUCGCCGAGCUCCUCGAGUGCAAAAAGAAAGAAGAGGCGCUAACCGAGCAGCGCGACAGGGAGAUGGCCGCCCACGCCGAGCUUUCCAUCUCUGCCGCCGCCCUCCGAGAGGAGAUGUCCGGCCUUAAAACCGACAACAACCGUCUCGCCCUGGAGAACACGGAAACCCGGGAAGGCUUGCACAGGGCCAACACGGAGAUGGCCGAGCUGGGAAUGACCAUCUGUAAGCUCAGCGCCGAGAAGGAGGAGGCCAGGAAGCACUGGGCCGACGACACCGCCGCCAUCGAGGAACUGAGGCACGAGGUCGAGCGCCUGGAGGAGUGUGUGAGCCAGUUGCAGCUUGAGAAUGACAGACUGGAAGGGGAGCUCAGCCACAAAGAGAAGCUCCCGGAGGCUAUCGCGAAACUUCAAGGACAGCUGGAAAAGAGCAAGAACCAGCUGCAGAACCUCAAGGUCUCCAACCAAGAGGAGGUGAAGUCCCUGAAGUUCCAGAUGAGCUCGGAGAACAUGAACCAUCAAGUCCAGAUGAAGAAUGUGGAGAAGGAGCGAGUCGAGGUCAAACGGCAGCUUGAGGAGGAGAAGAAGAAGGUGUCCUGUUUGCAAGAGAGAGUGUCUGAACUUGAGGCUGAGAAUGAGAAGUACCUGCAGCUGAGCGGUGAGAAAGAUGCUCACAUCACCAAGACUGAAGCGACGGUUCGUGAGAACGAUGGAGCGAUUCAAGAGCUAAGAGACGCGCUAACCAGCGCCGAAAGCUCACACUUGGCUGCGCAAAACGAAUGCGAGGAGUUGAAACGGGAACUGGGAGCGACCCAAGACGCGAAACAAACUCAACACCUGAAGAUGGCAGCCGAGAUUGAUGACCUCAACCGGACCAAGGUCUACCUGGAGGAGCGCCUCAUUGAGCUUAUAAGGGACAAAGAUGCCCUGUGGCAGAAGUCGGAUGCGCUGGAAUUUGAGCAGAAACUGCGAGCGGAGGAGCGUUGGUGGUUGGCGGACAGAGAAGCCACUCACUGCUUGGGCUGUCAGGGCCAGUUCACCUGGUGGCUGCGCAGGCAUCACUGCCGACUCUGCGGCCGCAUCUUCUGCUACUACUGCAGCAACAACUACGUGAUGGUCAAGAACAGCGGUAAGAAGGAGCGCUGCUGCAGGGACUGUUACAGCCAACACGGCGCCGUGGUGGAACGCUUCACCGCCGCCGAGCUGAGCCCGUCUGAUCAGCAGCCUUCUCCAACGGAAGCCGGGCCUCAUCCUACCCCCGAGCCUGCCCCUUAUAAACCCACUCCCGGUGUCACAGUUUCAGACCCGAGCCACAAGCCUGAUGACGGCACUUUUGAUAUCAUCACAGAAGAAGAGGUAAAUGGCGUGUAUGACAGUGACACCAAUUCACAGACCACAGGCGGCUCUUUUGAGGGAGAACAGCAGGAGCGAAGGCCACCCGGAUCCUUGGACAUAGGUGUAGGAGAAUUAACCCCUGACGAACCGGAGGAGAAUGUCGCCACCGUGCAGGACUCGGAAAUCAACCUUCUCAAGUCAGGAGAACUCACGAUGGCCGUCCCGCUCACCAUCGAGGAUAUUUCCCACUUUGGUGACGGCUCGCGCGAACUCUUCAUCAAGUCCAGCUGCUACAGCGUGGUGACCGUUGCUGUGGCUGACUCUGGGCAAACCAUCAGCUGGAUGUUUUCCUCUGAACCUAAAAGCAUCUCCUUCAGUGUGGUUUACCAGGAAUGUGCUGAAGCUCACUUGGAACAAUCAAAGGUCCUCAUUCCACUGACUCGCUGCAAUUCCCACAAAGAGACCAUUCAGGGACAGCUGAAAGUGCGUCGACCGGGAACCUACGCGCUCAUCUUCGACAACUCUUUCUCACGGUUUAUCUCCAAGAAAGUCUUCUAUCAUCUGACCAUGGAAAAGCCCAUCAUCUACGAUGGAAGCGACUUCCCCUGAAGCUUUAGCGUCACAUGGACGUCACUUAAGUAUCGCCAUGGAAACUGAAGGGAUAUUAAGG
Molecule: messenger RNA, 4759 nt
Organism: Hippocampus comes (tiger tail seahorse)
Lineage: Eukaryota; Metazoa; Chordata; Actinopteri; Syngnathiformes; Syngnathidae
Gene: fyco1a
Product: FYVE and coiled-coil domain autophagy adaptor 1a
Exons: 18
Coding region: 145-4698 (1517 amino acids)
Biological process (GO): plus-end-directed vesicle transport along microtubule; positive regulation of autophagosome maturation
Cellular component (GO): late endosome; autophagosome; lysosome
Molecular function (GO): metal ion binding
Source: RefSeq, a predicted model, not a curated record